Molecule: messenger RNA, 2365 nt
Organism: Xiphias gladius (swordfish)
Lineage: Eukaryota; Metazoa; Chordata; Actinopteri; Istiophoriformes; Xiphiidae
Exons: 12
Coding region: 252-2255 (667 amino acids)
Cellular component (GO): nuclear envelope
Molecular function (GO): zinc ion binding; nuclear export signal receptor activity
Source: RefSeq, a predicted model, not a curated record
GCCUUUCGACAACCUGUAACUAAAAUCUCCAUAACCGCUACACGUGACACUCUGGUUUGGUGUGGACCCUUUUGCCACCCUUACCGAUUCGGAACUUCUCGUAGCACGUAAUGACGCAAAACUAUUAAGCUGUUUGGUUACGCGCACCAACACGUUGUAACACCUAACGGUGGAGUCACUUGGCAGGUCGCAGGUCACACGGAAUAAAACUUUGCGCGGACCCUUGCGUAUAUUUCAGGUGUUUAAAAACAAUGGAGAAUGGUGAGGAAGGGAGAACAGGUGAAUCAGAGCCAGUUCGUCAUACACAGCAACUGUGCCGCUUCUUCUCUCAAGGGAGACACUGCAGUUUUGGGAAGAGAUGUAAAUUUCUACAUGUAAGAGAUGACACCAGUGCUCAAGUGAUGAAAACAGUCAGGACACCCAGCCAGUCAAAUGCCACACGUCCAAACUCAGAGGAUCCUGGAGGAAAUGUAGGGCAAGGGCCUCUUCCUGCUAAUAACUCUAGGGCUGGCCCUUCAGCUGGGCGCCGCCCAUGUCGCUACUUUAUCUCAGGCCACUGCACCAUGGAGGACAGGUGUCGCUUCUGGCAUCCACCUCAGCUCCCCCCGGUGGAUGAGCUGCCUGUUUCUGGCAGUCAGACAAGACCCGCUCAGAGAAUGCCACCAGUAUCCCGCCCCAGCAUCCUCCAGGACGUCAGGCUGUGUGAUCUGACAGAGGAUGUCGCCAAGCAGCUACGAGACACCGAAAUCAAACAGUUGAAGAAGCGUUUUCCCAAAGACCAGCUUAUUGUUCAGGAACGCAGUGAUGGCAAAGUUACUUAUUACAGGGUGACUGUAGAGGCCACUGAUCCAGACUGGCCUUUUGAUCUGAAAGAAACUGACAUCAUGGUGAGCUUCCCAGACAACUACCCACAGGAGAUAUUCACUUUGGAUAUACCAUUGGAUCAGGAUCUGCCACCAGUAAUGGCAAGACAUGUACAACAGGCAUCUUUGGAGUGGCUUCAGGCCAAGCAUGCAACCAAUCAGCUUCUGGGAAAGGCAGAGCUGCUCUUUCGGCCUUUUCUUCGCUGGCUAGAUCGCAGUUUGGAGAGACUGUUCACUGAAGGAGCCAGGCAGUUGAAAAAAGACGUUGACUUAGAGAAGGCUGGACUGCAGUUUAUACCAUACCACGAGCUGCAGACAACAGUGUGUGAAAAAUCAGAAAAUGAUCACUCAUCUCACCGUGCCUCUGACUCCACUGCUGCUGCAGAUUCAGAUGAGGAUGCCAGCAAUGACGGAAAACUGGAAAAGACAGAAGGCGAGAGGUCAGUGGAGGGAAGAACGCCUUUGCAUCCAGGCUGUGAUGAUGAGCAGCAGCAGCAAGAGGACGCUUGUCAUCUGGUGGAGAACAUUAAGAUCAGUGAUCCCCGCAGAGGCACUGAGGUGAAGGUGCUGGGACUGAGGCUGGGAGAGAACACAGCCACCGUAGUCGCCCAACAGAUUACAGUUUGUCUUCAGUGUAAUAGGUGUAAGGUAACUGCAGACCUGACACUCACUGGAAGGACAGCCUGCACAGCUCAGUGUGAUAAGUGCAAUACAAGCAUCAAUGCUGCAUUCAGGCCCUGCAUGCUGCACCAUUACAGUGAUGUCCUGGGAUACCUGGACCUUCACAACGCUGCACCUGCUGACCUCGUGCUUCAGGACUGUGAACUUAUUGUGGGCUGCCUCAGCUGCUCCCAGGAGUGCCUUGUGCAGAACCUUGCCUAUGGACAAACAAAGGAGUUUAAUUGUGAACACUGCCACAGCAAACUCAGUAUCCUGGCUGAGAGCACAAGAUUCCAGUAUAUUCAGCCACGCGCCCACAAAACAGUUUCAAGUGCCGUUAAUUAUAAGACGAUUAGAGACCCUGCUGUCCAAAAGGGGAAGCCACUGCCGGAAAAGGGAACAUGCAAACAUUACAAACAAAGCCAUCGCUGGCUAAGGUUUCCCUGCUGUGGCCGGGCUUACCCCUGUGAUGUGUGCCACGAUGAGGACCAGGAUCACCCCAUGGAACUCGCCACCAGGAUGAUCUGUGGCUACUGUGCCAAAGAACAGCCCUACGGCAAUAGAAAGCCUUGCCUCAGCUGUGGGAGCAUGAUGACGAGAGGCACAGGCACAAGACACUGGGAGGGAGGACUGGGAUGCAGAAACAGAGUCAAAAUGUGCAGAAACGAUCGACAAAAAUAUGCCAACACCAACAAAACGGUUUCAAGGAAGGCAGCCAGUGAAAAGAAGUAGCUGGUGAAGAAAAGCAUUAUUGCAUUAGUUUGUGAACAGAUAUUAUGACACAUGAACCAUGGUUUCAAUGAAAUUGUCUAUUUCCCCAAUAAAUCAUGUUGUUAUGAUAA